This is a messenger RNA of Ruditapes philippinarum (Manila clam), 1124 nucleotides long. RefSeq lists its product as uncharacterized. The record is from RefSeq and is a predicted model, not a curated record. The transcript has 2 exons. The coding region runs from base 428 to 844 and encodes 138 amino acids. NCBI's taxonomy places the organism in Eukaryota, Metazoa, Mollusca, Bivalvia, Venerida, Veneridae.
AAUCUUCCUUGUAUGAUAUAUAUUUUUCGGGUAUGACAAACCAAAGUGCACAUGACUACAAGGAAGUGGAAAAAAAGUAGUUCAGAUAUAUUCACGUCAUUUUUAUCAAAGUGAUUCAGAAAUUGAAAUCUAUUUCAAAAUUUUAUUUAUAAUAAAAUAUAAUUCUUUCUAUGUUUAUUUUGAUACCUGGAUGUUCAGUGGAUUUGUGUAUGAAGUUUGAUGGCUAAAAUAAGUGAAAAAUUUAGAAAACUGUAAGUAAUAUAUGAUAUUACAAUAUAAGAUUAUAAACCGUGUUCAUAUUUAAAAAAAAAUAUGAUUAGAUUUGAAGAGUAGACGCUGAGAUAAAAUAUAGACAAAUAUUUCGGUAAGGAACAAUAUCUAAUACAGUGUUAUGAUUGUAUAAUAAUUGAAUGACACUUAAAGAAACAUGGCAUCUCACUCCGACUCUAGCAAAAUCUUCGGGGAGGCCAUUUCCGACACAACUUCAAGCGUUCAACAUGCUAAUCAAUCCGUUGAAGCAUUGAUGGGUCAACUAGUUGAUGGAGUAGAUGGACGGCCUAGAAAGGUGGACGAAUUUCAAAGACAGGGACUCAUUGAUUUGACUAUACAGCUAAAAGAUUUUGGAGAUAAAUCAGAGAAGUUUCAAAAUGAUGCGCAGGAGGCUUAUGGUUUCAAUACAGUUGAACUGCGUUUUCCUAGAGGAAGAGCACGUAAGUCAGUAACUUUCUUAUGUUCCGAUAUUUUACCACUUUUUGAUCGUGCAAAAAAAAGAGAGAGAGAAAAAAAAAGCGCGAAACAAUCGACGAUUACAUUCCUUUCGUGCGGAUAUAUAAGUAGUGUAUAACAAUUUUACCUAUAUUUAACCUCUCACAUUUCAAGAUUUAUAUCAAUGAUAAGCGUCACAUUUAUUUGAUUUUGUUCAAUCCAUUUUUACUUCGGCAAAAGUUUUCUCAAAAUCAAUAUACAGAUCAAUAAUUGAUUUUUAAGAAACUCCAUUUAGGUCCAGUCACCCGAAAAUUAAAUGAAACAAAAUGAAAUUGCUACAAAGAUGAACUGGGAAACUAUGCUUAUCAAUAUACUUAAAAUAACCGGUUUUUCUGUAUUAUCUCGAUUUGAGUUUAUAA